CUUAUUACCAAAGUUUCUAUAAGAUCUUCACAUCGCUUUGCUUUGGUACCAUAGAAUAUUAUAUUAGGAGCGGUGCCUACGACAAAGCAAGGAAUUUUGCCUACUUCCGGUAGCAGUGACGGGUUUGGAACGCAUUUUUUUAUCAACACAAGGCCACGUGGCAAACAAUUUGGUAAAUAACAAUUUGCAUUGGCCCUUUUGUCGUGAAUUUAGCACAAUUGAGGUGAUAAACUGGCAGAAAUGACUGAGAGGGCAGAAAUGACCAAAAGUAAAAAAAGAAAACGAGGCCCGUAUAAGAAACAUGAAUUUGACGAAACUCUGACUCCAAGAACAACUUUAUGGAGAAAAAUGAGAGAAAGUGCCGAUGAAGCAAGCAAGCAGUCUUCCGUGCAGUCGAACGCCAGUGAUGAAACAAAUCCCAUUCACGGAAGACAACCCGAUUGCAACGAAGAGUAUGGACACAGCGAUAAUGAUGAAGCAAAGGACCCAAAGAGCCCUGUAUCUGAAGAUGAUAUGCAGGUAGACGAUUAUGAAAAUGAAGAUGCAAUGAAAGCAGAGGGAAAGUUUGCUGAUGACGAAGAAAGCUCAUCAGAGAUUGAAGAAUGUGAUGAAGAGAUGAAGAACCAUGAUAUUGAUGAUACAGAGGACAAUUUCCAGAACUUUGCAGAGAAAUCACCCCCAUUGUACAGUGGAGCUAGAAUUACGGAACUAGUCAGUGUGGUUUUGAUAAUGAGCUUCAUAAUAAGACAUCAGCUGACUGGGGAAGCAUUGAAAGAUUUAUUGGUCUUAAUUGAACUUCAUUGCAUAACUCCAAAUUUGUGCAGAACUAGUUUGAAAAUGUUCAACAACUUCUUCAAAAGUAUGUCAUCACCUGUGCAGAUGCACUACUUCUGUAGUUUUUGUAACACUUACCAUGGGAAAGCAAGUCAGCCAACCUGCCAGAAAUGCCAGAAAAAUCAACAGUCAUCCUUCAUAUACAUUCCAGUCAUAGGUCAAUUACAGUCACUAUUUUCAGGUUUAAAGAAGUCAGACUUACUUCAUGGAGGAAGGGUUAAGGAUAAUCCAUCAGCAAUUGAAGAUAUCUUUGAUGGGAAAACGUACAAAGACAUCUUUGAGGAUGACUUCUUCAAGGGAACACAUAAAGGAAGAAAAGAGAAAGAAAUUCACAUUUCUCUACAACUCAACACAGAUGGAGUAGCUCUUUUCAGAUCUUCAAAUUACAGUGUUUGGCCCCUGUAUUUAACAGUAAAUGAACUGAACCCAAAGUUAAGGUACUCCGCUGAAUGCAGACUGUUUGCUGGACUCUGGUAUGGCAUCAACAAACCUACAAUGUCAAUCUUUCUGCAGCCUCUUGUUGAAGAACUGAAGUCCUUGUAUGAAACAGGUACUGAUGUUGUCCUGGAGGGCAGUUCACUUCUUUUGCGAGCAGUUCUUCAUAGUGUUGUGUGUGAUGCUCCUGCAAGAUGCCUAGUUCAAAACUUUGUACAGUUUAAUGGAUAUUUUGGAUGUGGAACCUGUUUGUCCAAAGGAAAAUCUGUGAAAACUGGAGAACGUGGAUCUAUGAUGUCCUAUCCAUUUGACAUAUCAGAAGCUGGUAAUCUCACUGGUGUCUCUACGCCUCGCACGCAUACCCAGUGUCUGACUGACGCAAGGAGAGCAGAAGAAGACGGAUCAAGUCGAAAUGGUGUCAAAGGCUUCUCCCCUUUGUACAAGUUGCCCUUUUUUGAUAUGAUAAGAUGUGUUACUGUGGAUUAUAUGCAUUGUGUUCUUCUUGGCGUGCAGAAGAAAUUCUUACAUCUGUGGACUGACAAUGCAAACAAACAUGAAAAAUUUUACAUUGGAAACUUCACGUCAAUACUUAAUGACAGGUUACGAAGACUCUCUCCGCCAAAUCUUAUUACAAGAAUGCCGAGGUGCAUUGAAGAUUUGAAGAAUUGGAAGGCCUCAGAGUUCAGGUCCUCUCUUUUAUUUUAUUCUGUUUGUUGCUUGUAUCAGAUUUUACCCGAUGAAUAUUUCUCACAUUAUCUCCUUUUGGUUGAAAGUAUAUUUAUUCUUUUACAGAGGUCAAUUUCGCAAAAUGAGCUUUCAAGAGCUAAGGUGCUUAUUGCCAAGUUUUGUGCAUCAGUUGAUUUCUUAUAUUCAGAAAGGAACAUGACAUCCAAUAUGCAUGCACUCCUCCACCUAACUCAGAAAGUUGAAGAUCUUGGACCCUUAUGGUGUCACUCUUGCUUUUUCUAUGAAGAUUUAAAUGGGGACUUGCGAUCGCUGUUUCAUGGUACACAGAAAGUAGAACUUCAAAUUUCAAUGGCUGUAGUAAUACAUCAGAAGCUACCACGUUUAUGUGCCCUUAUUCCAAAAUUCUCUGAAGCUGAAUAUAUCUAUCUCUCCUUUAAGGGAAAACAUCACAGAAAGAACCUCACUUUGAUUAAGGAUAACAUGUUUGCUGUCGACCCAAUUAAGCCUUGUAACUUGUCUGUCGAAAUACAAAAUUUGGUUGAGGAAUUUAUGAAUGCACCAGUAACAAGGUCAGCACAGUUUUACCGCUACUGGUGCAAUGGUUUUAUGUUUCAUUCAAAAAUGUACAAAAAUGUAACAAGGAGAAACAGCUACUCAGUUGAGUAUAUUGGAACUGAUCAGAAACGUUACCUUGGUCAGAUUCAAUAUUACCUUGUUUUAUUUACUGAGAAGAGUGCUAUGUAUUGUGCUUUAAUCAAAAGGUUUAUCAAGAAACGUAAGUGUCAUUUGCGUGUACCAGCUCAUUUUGUUGAAGUUGAAACUGGAACCUUGUUUGAUCUCAUACCUGUUGAGAAUAUUAAGAAUAUGUGUGUGUAUAUGGAUCAGGGUAGUGUGAAAUUUGUAGCACUAAUGCCAAAUGUAAGAGAAAAAGAUUAGAUUUUGUUUUCAUCCUGUGAUAGAAGUUAUGAUGCAUUUUUGUACAUACAUGUACAUGUAUUUAUGAAACAAAAGGAGUUUGUUCAUUGUAAUAUUGUAAGACAUGUGUAUGCAUUCUGUUACACUCUGUAUUGCCUUCUGUUCUAUGUACUUUUGUGUAAAUAUGUACUUGAAUCCUUUCAAAUUACUUUAUGUAAACAU
Molecule: messenger RNA, 3093 nt
Organism: Haliotis rubra (blacklip abalone)
Lineage: Eukaryota; Metazoa; Mollusca; Gastropoda; Lepetellida; Haliotidae
Exons: 6
Coding region: 241-2892 (883 amino acids)
Source: RefSeq, a predicted model, not a curated record